Xenia sp. Carnegie-2017 is the source of this 1788-nucleotide messenger RNA. Its product is annotated as WD repeat-containing protein 76-like. The coding region runs from base 622 to 1788 and encodes 388 amino acids. Gene Ontology annotation, molecular function: protein binding; DNA binding. The record is from RefSeq and is a predicted model, not a curated record. The transcript is spliced from 12 exons. Gene Ontology annotation, biological process: regulation of DNA damage checkpoint. Lineage: Eukaryota; Metazoa; Cnidaria; Anthozoa; Malacalcyonacea; Xeniidae. Gene Ontology annotation, cellular component: nucleus.
UGACCAAUGGAAAACACGAACUGUUCAAGAUGUUGCUGAAGAUAUGUAAAAAUAACUACCAGCGUCUUUCCUUUAGGACGAGGAAUAUGAUUUCAAAAGUGAAGAGGAAGCAGUCACCACUAGAGAUUUGCAAGAAAAUUCAUAGUGGACUCUCCAAAGUUGGUAGAUACAGAUGGAGUAUUGGGAGAAGAGUACUCUAAGGAAUGCUAUUGAUGAGGGAUAAAACAAGGACCAACCGAGAAUGUGGCGAAUUCUCCGUGAGAUUGUAGAAGGAUUAUUUUAUGUUCUUUCACUUGUAGAUAAAAAUGUGAAUAAUUUUCGUUUAGCUCAGUAAAUAUAUAUAUUUAGGCUUAUUAUUUGCUAUUUUCCUCUAAUUUUUGCCAAUAGGUUAUGAUUCAGGUAAACGCAUUUCGUCAUUUUUGGUUUCCUAUUGUUACAUCUUUUAGGAGUUUUCUUUAAAAAGUCAACUAAUGUCAAGCAAAAAGAAACCGCUGACCCUUUACUAAGUUGUUUGCAGUUUUGCUUUCCUACACAACAAGUGGCGGGAAGACUGUAAUUAUGGCGCGCUAUUCCUAGUCGUCCUUAUUUUUACUACGAUGUCGAGCAUCGAAGAGACUUAAAAUGAAGCGAAGAACUUCCACGAGGCUACAACAAAGGAAAUUAUUGAAGCUUGAAGUGAACUAUGCUGAACCCAAAGAUAUCAGCUCAGAUGAAAUUGAUGAUAAUGAAGACAAUGAUAACACUCAAUAUGAAGAAAAUUGUGAAAGUUCAAGCAGUAGUGAAGAUCAAUCUGACGACAAUGACGUGCAUGAAAUGUCAGAGUACGAGAAACAGAGACUUGCCAACAUUAGAAAGAACAAAGAGUUAUUGGAUUCAUUGAAAAUUAACGAGGAAAUCAGCCAUCUGAGGGCUCGUAAACAGCCAACAAAGUUAAAGAGGCCUGUUAUGAAGAAAAAGGUUGUGGAACCAGUACGGCGUUCCCCCAGGAUCAGUAAAGAACGAGCCUCGAAUCAAUUUGAAAUGAUUACUCUGCCAGACUUAAGAAUUUAUCCAGCUGAUGAAGAAAGGAUAAAGGGUCCUGUCGAUGCAAACCCAAUAAACGAUGUUGGAGACGAUGCAAAUAAGAAAUUCAUGAAUUCCUUAGAAUUGCUUUCCAACGAAACUAAGAUGACGACGAACGUUGUUCCAGUUGAAGCAUCUUCCCCACAAAGUUACAAGCAGAGAAUAUCAAAAUUUUUUUUGACGUCUGAUCGAAUACGAAAAGUUGUUCCAAAAAGAAUAACGACCUUGGCGUUUCAUCCAUGUUGCGAUAAAACGAUUGUGGCGGCCGGUGACAAUGCUGGAAACAUUGGCAUUUGGAAUGUGGACGCAAGCAAGGAAGAUGAUGAUGUCAUCAUGUAUCGACCACACGCCGGUAACGUUAGACAAGUAUAUUUUCAUCCAUUCAGAAACAAUAGUCUUUUUUCUUCGAGUGUCGAUGGCUCUUUAAGACGAGCAGACUUUAAUGGUUGUACUUUUGAAGAAAUUUAUGCAACAGAUGAUCACAUGAUUAACGGUUUUUCGUGUCCUCUCAACUCGCGGGAUAUUUUUUUAUUAGCACACGACGCUGGCUAUGUGGGAGUUUUGGAUACUAGAGAAACAAAGAAUGAGGUGAAAACUCAUGUCUGUCACGGCAAAAAUGUCAAGUGCAUCGAUUCAAGCAGUUCAAACGAAUAUCUCUUCUGCACUUCGUCGAGCGAUGCGACUGUUGCAUUAUGGGAUUUACGUCCCAUAAAAGUGCAUAAUUGA